This is a messenger RNA of Papilio machaon (common yellow swallowtail), 3090 nucleotides long. RefSeq lists its product as uncharacterized. NCBI's taxonomy places the organism in Eukaryota, Metazoa, Arthropoda, Insecta, Lepidoptera, Papilionidae. Gene Ontology annotation, biological process: cell-cell adhesion. Gene Ontology annotation, cellular component: cell-cell junction. The transcript is spliced from 16 exons. Gene Ontology annotation, molecular function: cell adhesion molecule binding. The coding region runs from base 175 to 3090 and encodes 971 amino acids. The record is from RefSeq and is a predicted model, not a curated record.
CCGGUGUGCCCGCACGUGAGUGUCGCGCGUGUCUUUCCUAGUCCAGCGCCGCGUACUCCGCACCGAUGCAACGUCCGUGGAGAUGAGCGCCGGGUGCGCCGCCUGUCCCGCCCCGCCUCUCUCCGUCUCGCUCGCACUCCCCGCGGCGCGCUCGCGUCCUCUCCCUCCCGCGUCAUGCCGCGCGCGCACCGGCAUCGCCUUCUCUCAACGCUGCACUUCUUACUUCUCACUGGCUUUCUUCCCUACAUUUUCGCAGAGCGCAGCAGCUCGCAGCGCUCGCCCCCUUUAGAAGAAGCCGCGGAACUCCUCCGCGAUGCCCCUCUUUAUCCUCCCCUUCGUGAAGAUGUUUCUACCAACGACAAUCCCGAACUGACAGAACAAUCUAAUAGUAUAGUAUACGACACUGAGACCAGCAUUGAAGAGAGUAAUAUACGAGUAACUCCGGAAGAAUCAGAUUCGAAAUUUCUUAACGAUGCAUCGGCAGACACGGACGACGCUUCGAAUAGUAAAUAUAGCGUUGAUAUCGAUGAGAAUUCUGAUACAGCAGAUAUUGAAGACAGAAUACCUUUCCUUAGACCUGUAUAUCCUGAAGACAAUUUGUUUAAAUCUUCCUACCUAAACAAUCAAGAUGAAAACGAUGUUUUUGAAACAUCCAGAGAUAACGAUGAAGAUUCUGAGGAUAUAAGUUUUUUCACUUCAACGAAAUAUGACAAGUUCAAUGAAAACGAAUUAAGAUCUAUUAGAGAAACAAAAGAGUAUCGAGAAACAGAAAACCUGAAUGAGGCUGAUAAAGUUAAUGAAAUUGUACCUGAUGAUGAUGAUUUAUUAGCUAAGAAAAUUAUUGAAGAAAAUACGAAUUCUGAAAUUAAUUUGAUUACUUUAGGGAAAAAUAAACGUGACGAUCCAGGCAUAUUGAUAGCCCCCGACUUCAGUACGAAUGCAAAAGAUUCCGUCUUAAUUACUUCCGAUGAAGCUACUGUGGAAGAUGAGGAUGUUGGUCAAAGCGGUCCUCAUGUUUUUGAUACAACAAUUGAAACUAUAACAGACAACACUGAUGAUUUUAACAUGGAAGAUUUAAAAACGAAACAAGAAAGAACUAAACGCAGUCAAGAUUUUGAUAAAUCGACAAAGACAUCCCGCCGUGUGAAAACCGGCGACACCAUCCUUAACAUCCGCGGCGCCGUGCGGGACGCCAUCGGGGACGCCGGUGCGGCGCCGGGCCCGCGCGCCUCCACGCGCCUUGACGCCUUUGUCAUCCGGCCUGCGCCCGCGCCGCGCCAGCCACUGCGGGACGAGCCGCGACCUGACGCCGACGAGCCGGCGCCCAAGCCCGUCACCUCGCAGAAGCACGAGCGCGAGCUGCUAGUGGCGGCGCACUCGUACGUGCGUAUUCCCUGCGACCUUGUCAACGUCACCAACCUACGCUGGUACAAGGACAACGAGGCGGCGUUGUUGUCGACGGCACUGCCGGGGGCGGAGGGCGCGGGCGCGGCAGGCGCAGGGGGCGAUGGCGCGCUGCACAUCCCGCGCGCUGCGCAGGCGCACACUGCACGUUGGCGCUGUGCUGGGCAAGACAGCAAGGGUCGCGCGCGCGCCGGACGACCUACCAGACUACUAGUAUAUGAGGCGGUGCGGUCGGUAUACCUGGCAGUGGACGGGCGGCGGUUGGACGCCGGCAACACGUGGGUUCCGGUGCGCGACACCGCCGUGCUUGAAGUGCAGUGCUUCGCUGAGGGUGGCGUGCCCGCACCGGAGCUGUCUUGGCGGCUGCUGGCACAGGAGCCAGCGCUCGACCACCGGCCCUACCUACGCGUCUACCACACCAACCACUCCGUAGAGGGCGUGCGCUGGUCGCGCGCGGUGGUGACAGCGGCGCGCGAGCUGCACAACGCGACGCUGCGAUGCUCGGCCUUACAGCGCCGUCCCCCGCUCGCCGCGCCUAGACCCCCCGACGCACCUCCCGAGCUCCCCGCGCAGGACGACCUCAGCGCGCAGUUGCAGAUACAUGUAACAUACCCACCGUCUUUUGUGAUCUCUCGUUGGCCGGGGUUCGGCGCGCGGCUGGUGGCGGGCGGGGCGGCGGCGUUGCGCUGCGACGUCGACUCCAAUCCACCCGCGCGCGCGCACUGGAUGCGCGACGAUGACACUACAUCCAGCUCGCCGACACCGCUGGAGGGAGUGGGGGAGGCGCGAGGCGCGGCCACUCUGCGCUGGCCCACGCUGACGGAGGCGCAUGCUGGCUGGUAUCGCUGCCGCGCCUCCUGGCUCGACACAGAGUACUCCUCCAUCGGCUACUACCUCAACGUGCUGGCAUCAGAAGAGCCAUCGCAGUCGCAGGCACAGUCGGGGGCAGGGGCAGAGCCGGGGGCCGGGGCGGAGGAGCCGGAACAUCAGAAGGUGGAUGUGCCGCUCGGGGGCAAUGUACAACUGCACUGUCCCAAGGGCAGUGUGGGCUGCUGGUGGCGGCGCGUGGUUGGCAACUCCAGUGAGAGCUGGGCGCCCGCCGGCUCGCACCACGCGCACGGCGUGCUCGGUAUCCGCGGCGCACUAUACCAAGAGGCGGGCGAGUACCGCUGCAUUGGCGCUCGCGGCGCAGACAUGCAGCGCUUACGAGACCUCAAGCGCGUCACGCUCAGGGUCACCGGGGCAGCGACGGCGACGGCUGUGAGCGCGACGGCGACGCCGGGCGGGUGGCGGCUGGAGUGCGCGGCGUGCGGGCGCGGAGUGCGCGUGUUGUGGCUGCGCGCCUCGCCCGCGCCCAGCGCCGCGCCCGCGCACCUCGCCCCGCACACCGCACCCCACCCCGCGCCGCCCUGCUACCGCGCCGUGCUUCUGCUGCCCGAGCCCGACGAGGUGUGGUGUGUGGCGGCGACGAGCGGUGGCGGCGCGGUGGCCGUGUUCCCGCGGCGCGGCUCCCCCGCCCCCGCACGUCACGCGCAGCCGGGCCGCGCGCAGCACUCCGCCGCACAUCUGGCCUCGCCGCAUCUGUCACUGCUGCUGCUCGCGCUCCUGCCGCUCCCGCCCCUGCUGACACUCCUGCCACUCCUGCCGCCGUCCGCGGGCGCCCCCUACCGCCAUCGCUUCAUUUAA